Suillus subalutaceus is the source of this 666-nucleotide messenger RNA. RefSeq lists its product as uncharacterized. The transcript has 2 exons. The record is from RefSeq and is a predicted model, not a curated record. Lineage: Eukaryota; Fungi; Basidiomycota; Agaricomycetes; Boletales; Suillaceae. Bases 1 to 666 code for a protein of 221 amino acids.
AUGGCCGUCGCCACCCAUAUCUCUUGUGAGAUUGUAAGAGGCUGGGUCAAGGUUCCAACAAAUGACAUCCUUUCCGUCCAUGAAGUCAUGUACAACUUGCGUGAUCCUGAUGUCAGAGAGCCUGUGGACCUUCUUUCCCUUCCUCUGCAUGAAUCUGAAACACAUAAGGAGAUCAACAUCUAUGACAAGGAGGGUCGCCGCAUCCAUCAUUUGAUUGGUAGGAAUUGCACCAAUGCUCCACAAUGCAGUAUUCUUGUCAACAUCAAGACAAUUUCUCAACUGUUCUCUUUGUAUGUUGCUCAUGAUGAGCACUUGGAUAUUGACGCAGACAUUCCAGACCUCAAUGAUGAGCAGGCUGUCAAGAUCAAUGUGUAUCCUCGAGCUUUUUUGCACAAGUAUGGCCACCUGCAGUCUGAUUCCAUUCUCCCUCACUUCAAGACAUUUGUCAGCAAAGUUCAAGCAAAUAUAACAUGGGGUCAACAAUGUACCUACAGAAUGGAUGAUGAUGACAAUGAACACAUGAAGGCAGACGAUGGGCAAGCAAUACCUCCUGCCAUCAUUGGUUCUGGCUGUCAGUUUUAUAAUGAGAUCUCUCAUCAAAUCCAACCAAACACUGGCCUUGGUCGUAUCAUGCUUUGUUACAUUUUUCAUCACUUUGUCAGCUAA